Molecule: messenger RNA, 816 nt
Organism: Cordyceps militaris CM01
Lineage: Eukaryota; Fungi; Ascomycota; Sordariomycetes; Hypocreales; Cordycipitaceae
Exons: 2
Coding region: 1-816 (271 amino acids)
Source: RefSeq, a predicted model, not a curated record
AUGGCCAUGAAGCUCUCGCCCGCGCUCAAGGCGCUCAUCCACGCGCCCGCCGCCCGUCCGGGGCCAUGUCCCGCGCCGCCCGGCAUCCGCGGCGUGUACUUGCGGAUCGCGCACGACGCCAGGACUUACAACCUCGGGCCGCGGCCCUGGCUCGUCCUCUCCGCCGCUGCCACAUUUACGCUCAACUCGCCCGACUCGCUCCCCGCGCUGCACGCCGUCGCCAGCACCAGCAGCUCGCCGGUCGCCGCCGCGGAGCUGAUGCGCGAAGUCGGGCUCAAGUGCAUCUCGUUCAACGGCAUCCCGCGGACCAUCAACUGUCUGAACGCGUUCCACGACUCUCUCGACCCGUCCGUCGCCGCGGCGCUGCGCACCACGCCGAUCCGCACCGCCAGCCCGCUGCCCCGCGGCAAAGCGCUCUGGGACUCGGUGUACGCCCCGUUCGAGACGGCGCUGUACGACAAGCUCGCGCGCGCGCACCCGGACCUGCCGGUGCACAUUUUGCAGAGCCACUACGCGGCGCUGCUGGCGGAUCCGCCGGGGGGGUUGCUGGGCAGGGUGCUGACGAGCGUCGUCGCCGUGGCGUGUUUGCGCGCGCAGACGGGGGUUGCGCCGCAGGUGCUGUCGCACGUGUUUGGUUUGCGCAAGGCGCUUGCCGACGGCACGUAUGAGCAGGACGGCUGGCAGGGCGCCGAGCUCGAGGGCGUGCGCUGGCUGGCGGGCGAUGAGGGCUGCGCGUGGCUGCUCAGGUCCGUCGACGACAUCGCGGCGGCGCUGGGCGGGAGUAAUUUUGCGCGGCCGCCGGAGGCGAAGCUGUAG